AAUCUGUGACAAAGAUUAAUUCGAUCUCGAGCGAAUCCAACGUAGAUUCCAUGGGCAGCCGUAGAUUCACUCUCUCUGAUUGGCUCAACAAGCUCAAACACAUCGCCCACGGCGCGAGAAAGAAGACGGCCUCAUCGCCGGCGGCCACCGAGCAGUCGCCUUCACCGGGCCGCAAGCUCGCCGCCGAGGAGCCGCCGAGGAAGGCCGAGAGGGCGGUCGUCGCCUCCCCCGUUGACGUCGGGUGCGGAAGAAGGGUUCGAAGGAGGUGCAAGCCCGCUCCGGUGCGGCUGAGAAAGAAGGCGGCGCGGUGGCAGGGGAAGGGCGUGCUGGCGGGGAGCUCGGCGGUGGUGAAGGCUUCUGCGGACCCGCAGAGGGACUUCCGGGAGUCCAUGGUCGAGAUGAUCGUUGAGAACGGCAUAACCGGCUCCGGUGACUUGGCUGAGCUCCUCGCCGUCUACCUGUCGCUCAACUCCGGCGAGUUCCACGGCCUCAUCGUCAAUGUGUUCAAGCAAAUUCUGUUCGAUCUUAUUUUUUCCCAAAAACAAAAAUUAGAAAUUUGAAUUUCAGUUUACCCCGCAACACUUUAACUACCUUUACGAAAUGCCCCUCGUAAUUUUAUUAUUAUCGUUUUACUCCCACUUUGAUUUUCGCAAAGUGUUAUUGACUUAUUGUAGUACUUGUGAAAGUGUGAGGAUAAAUAAAACAA
This is a messenger RNA of Zingiber officinale, 706 nucleotides long. RefSeq names its product transcription repressor OFP1-like. Gene Ontology annotation, biological process: negative regulation of DNA-templated transcription. The transcript has a single exon. The coding region runs from base 51 to 560 and encodes 169 amino acids. NCBI's taxonomy places the organism in Eukaryota, Viridiplantae, Streptophyta, Magnoliopsida, Zingiberales, Zingiberaceae. The record is from RefSeq and is a predicted model, not a curated record.